Messenger RNA from Pseudonaja textilis, 2828 nucleotides. It is a transcript of the gene SEC61A1, whose product is annotated as SEC61 translocon subunit alpha 1. The record is from RefSeq and is a predicted model, not a curated record. Lineage: Eukaryota; Metazoa; Chordata; Lepidosauria; Squamata; Elapidae. Gene Ontology annotation, biological process: protein transport. Gene Ontology annotation, cellular component: membrane.
CGGAAGGACGCCGAGGGUGGGGCUUCGAUCAACUGACGUGUCUUUUUGAGGGGAGAGUUGCAGUUGCUGCUGCUGCUGCUCGGCCCUUCCUUUUCCGCGUUGAGGGCGCCGAGAUGGGGAUUAAAUUUCUUGAAGUAAUCAAGCCCUUCUGCGUUAUCUUACCAGAAAUUCAAAAACCAGAAAGGAAGAUCCAGUUUAAAGAAAAGGUGCUAUGGACAGCUAUUACUCUCUUCAUCUUUUUGGUCUGCUGCCAGAUUCCCCUUUUUGGUAUUAUGUCAUCGGAUUCAGCUGAUCCCUUUUAUUGGAUAAGAGUAAUUCUGGCUUCCAACAGAGGCACGCUGAUGGAAUUAGGCAUUUCUCCCAUUGUCACAUCUGGUCUCAUCAUGCAGCUACUGGCUGGUGCCAAAAUAAUUGAAGUUGGGGAUACACCAAAAGACAGAGCUCUCUUCAAUGGUGCACAGAAAUUGUUUGGCAUGAUUAUUACUAUUGGACAAUCUAUUGUUUAUGUAAUGACUGGGAUGUAUGGAGACCCAUCAGAGAUGGGAGCAGGAAUUUGUCUCCUUAUCACCAUUCAGCUUUUUGUUGCUGGUUUGAUAGUUCUUCUGUUGGACGAACUUUUGCAAAAAGGCUAUGGUCUUGGCUCUGGCAUUUCUCUCUUCAUCGCUACUAAUAUCUGUGAGACUAUUGUAUGGAAGGCAUUCAGCCCAACUACAGUGAACACUGGCCGAGGCAUGGAAUUUGAAGGCGCCAUCAUUGCCCUGUUCCAUCUGCUGGCUACUCGCACAGACAAAGUUAGAGCUCUCAGGGAAGCCUUCUACCGGCAGAAUCUCCCCAACCUUAUGAACUUGAUUUCCACCAUAUUUGUCUUUGCUGUUGUCAUUUAUUUCCAGGGAUUUAGAGUGGACCUCCCUAUAAAAUCUGCUCGCUACCGUGGCCAAUACAAUACUUAUCCAAUCAAGUUGUUCUAUACCUCCAAUAUUCCCAUUAUUCUUCAGUCUGCAUUGGUUUCCAACUUGUAUGUAAUUUCUCAGAUGCUCUCUGCUCGUUUUAGUGGCAACAUAUUGGUUAGCCUUCUGGGUACUUGGUCUGAUACAUCAACUGGAGGUCCUGCCCGUUCCUAUCCUGUUGGUGGUCUUUGUUAUUACCUGUCGCCUCCUGAGUCUUUUACAUCAGUUUUAGAUGAUCCUGUUCACGCAGUUGUUUAUAUUGUGUUUAUGUUGGGUUCCUGUGCUUUCUUUUCCAAAACCUGGAUUGAAGUCUCUGGCUCGUCUGCAAAAGAUGUUGCUAAACAACUGAAAGAGCAACAGAUGGUUAUGAGGGGCCACAGAGAAACCUCCAUGGUUCAUGAACUCAACAGAUACAUUCCAACAGCCGCCGCCUUUGGUGGCCUCUGCAUUGGUGCCCUCUCUGUGCUGGCAGACUUCCUUGGGGCAAUAGGAUCAGGCACGGGAAUCUUGUUGGCUGUCACCAUCAUUUACCAAUACUUUGAAAUCUUUGUAAAAGAGCAGAGUGAAGUUGGCAGCAUGGGAGCACUUCUCUUCUAAAUGCAAUAUUGUUUCAUGGACCUAGGGACCGGCGAAGAGUGUUUUUAAGUUUUUAAAAAUCAGGUGAAAGAGAUUAACAGUUACACAAAAAAUACAUGGGCAUACUGCAUUAAUAGAAACACUUCUUUUAAAUGUGUGAAUUUUUUUCUGAAGCACAUUCCUUCGGUUCAGACUUUAUUGGUAUUUAGUUGCUGUUUUAUAAAUAGCUGGAAAAUGUGUAAAAAAAACAUUUUUAGAAAAAAAAGGUCUUCUGUUCUUUAUUAUUGUUUGAAGCAAUUCUCUAAAUUGGUUUAAUCUGAGAGCCUUUUCUCCCUACUUCAAACUGCACAAUUUUGUCCCUAAGUUGCUUGAAGGUUUUCUGGGUUCAUUAUUUAAAUGAAGAGUGGACGGUUAUUUGUUGCAGUGUGAUAUUUGUCUCUUUCCCCGUAGUGGGGUAGGGAAAUGGAGACUCUUCUCGCCUGAUGGUGAAAAUCACCACCCAAAUUAUCCAUUCUUUCAGGGGGAGGGUUCCUUUUGAGAAGCACCUACGUUACUUCUCCCCCUAGGAUACCACACUUAGAACAUCCAGAUGUCUAGUCAAGCACAGUCUGUGUUUUCAGGGCUGACUGCGGCCUUUGACUGUUUCUGUACUUCUGCCUGGGAUGAUAAUAGGCUCCAUCUGUUGGUAGAAAUCUCCGGUCAUGUUACUCUACAGCAGGGCUGUCAAACUCCCAGCCCGCAGGCCAGAUGUGUCGCACACUGGCCAUGCCCAUGCCCAGUUUAGCGAAGGCGGAAAAAGUCCUGAUACAUCACAUGAUGACAUGAGUUUGACACUCCCGCUUUACAAGAAUGAAAAUUAUGUCUUGCAAUGCUGUACUGAACAGAGACCGCAAACAGUGCCAUAGAAGAAGCCUGAAAUUUCUUACAAAUGGAUGCUUAUAGUUUGUAUUGUAUUUAUUAUUUUUAUCUCUUGACAAGUGUUGAAUGCAGUAUUUCUCUUGGAAGUUACUGUACUCCUUACAAGUUUUAUUUGCCAUGAGAUCAAAAUAAAUUCUGAGUUAGGAGGUAUGAUGUUAACUAUUAAUCUGCUUGAUGAUAUAUGGAAGCCAGUAGAACCUGCAUAUUGAUUCAAAUGCUUAUUGUCUCCCCACCAAUUGCUCUGGAAUAGUGACUACAAGCCAUGCAAAUUCUUGUCCGCCUAAGGGACCCCCCCUUAUUUCCAGAUAGUUUCCUAUGUUUUUCUAAGCUGAGGUGAUGGUGCUUCUUUAGAGACCAAGUAGCCAUUGCUUGCUUUCAGGGUAACAC